AUGGCGAGCUCAGACCCCAGCCCGGAGCUGAAGGGCCCAACUGUGGCCGCCUCGGCCAACCAGUGCCUAGAAUCUUUCCAGCAAUGCCUUAUCAGCGCGUCUUCAGUCCAUCCACGAGAGGUCUCUAUGGUGGAAGACCAACUUGCGAGGUUCUCCAGCUGGGCUACUAGUAUCGGCGUAUUCGCUCCGGGGUCAGCCUCGAUGGAUCAUCGCUUGCGAUACGCCUCGGAGGUCCAGAGUGUAGUCACUGGUUUGCUGGAGUCCCUCAACUACCGUGUUCAGACCUGCUCGAAAGUCCUUACCCAGCUAGCAGAAUCAUCAACGACAGAUGUCUCCACAACAACAAACGAUCGGUUUGGGCAGUCAUUUCUUGACAUUGCCGCUGAGAUCACUCGUCUUAACAAGAUCUCCAACACAAUUCGUCGGGCCAGCAAAGACACUCAGGCGCUCAAAGCAAGUAACUUCCAAAUCAAAGACGAGGAGGGUGAAAACGUCGAGCCACUCCUUCUGAGCCAUUUUGAACAUCAUAUUGGCGACUGGUUUCCCGGUAUCAGCGAAACCAUCCGGCAGAGGCUCGCUCGAGCAAUGCUUCUCAGACGGAAAAGAAUCUUGUACCGGAGGCAUCGCCAAGGCAACACUUCAAUCCGUUCAGAAAAUACGAUUUCCCAGGCUUCUGUCACAUUACCUGAUGCUCAACCAAAAGCAGAAUCUUCAUUGCAAGCCACGUCAAAGAUAAAAGACCAAAAGGCCGCCAUGGAGAGGCCCGCGGCCAAAGUGGCGCCCUCACAAGUCAGAAGCGCCACAACUUUGGCUCCAGAGAAGUUCAAAAUGGUUUCCUCAAGUCCAUCAGUUGUCUCAGCAAGCAGGACAAUCGCGUCGGGGAAACACCAGGUCCUGACCUAUCCGCCCGCGCCUGGCUUCGCUGCCAAGCGGAGAUAUGAGAAGCUCAGAAGUCAACGAAUAGUCGAGGCAGCGGGAACGACCAAGGAGCCGGGUCUCCGAGAGCUACUGGAGUCAGACCUUCAAGCGAUAGGGGAAAUCACCUGCCCUUAUUGCCUUUAUGCUCUACCAGCCGCUGAGGUCUUUGAUGAGCGCAAGUGGCAAAAUCACGUCAAGAAUGACCUAGACCCUUACGUCUGUCUUUUUGAGGACUGCGACCAGCCCGAUAUUCUCUAUGCUCACAGCGAUGAAUGGCUCGGCCACUUGCACCAACAUGGCAAGGUUUGGCGCUGCUCUUCUCACCGCGAGAUGGGCCCAUUCUCUACCCUCGAGGACUACAUGAAACACAUGCGAGAUGUCCACGACACCAAGCUCAGCGACAGGCAACUCAGAGUGGUGGCAAACAGGAAUAGCCGCAAGACAGCCAAACUGUUUCCGUCAUGUCCACUGUGCGGGAGAGAAGAAUCCGAAGUCGACGGCCGUCUCGAGGAUCACCUCGCCGGGCACCUGAGAUCCCUUGCCCUGAAGUCACUUCCAAGCUACCAAGACGAGAUCCCAGACGAUGUUGGAGAUGGAAACAAUAGCAUCGACGGCUCACGACCACGAAGCAGAAGUACCAUUAGAGAGAUGGAGGAAGAAAAGGAGGAGAUGCUUCGAGAGGGAGCAGGAAACUUCUGGGACCAUUGGACCCCCCAGCUGGCUCAAGGUAUUUCAGUCAACUUUUUGGGAGAUGUUUACUUUGAGCUAGACCUGGGGGACAGCGAGGCCCGGGUUGCCAGUCUGUUUUUCGAUACGAUGGUCUUCAAAGAAUCGUCCGAGAAUCUUGAUGAUGACCCCAUUCUUCAGUCGAUGCUACAACAGCAGCUGGCAAGAAUAGAGGUUAUCGAUGCUGGAACAGACGACAGCUCGGAUCUUUCAGUGGAACAGGGGGUGGCUACUUCGUCGAAACCUCUCAUGGGCGAGACAUCUGGGCAGGACGAAGUUGACGAUGCGACCCCACAACAGCCUGUCAAUGUUGAACCUUCGCAUGCCCAGACAACUCCUUCUGGGCAAGACACCGAGGUGGACAUUCCAAAGGAAGACGAGAUGCCUGAAACACUUACCAAACCGACAACACAGGCUCCCCUAGCUACAGAGUUAGAGAUCCCAGGGGACUCGGGAGGUGUCAAUUUAUCAAGCCCCCCCAUGGACGAGACGUCUGGGCAGGAUGAAGCUGAUAACCCAGAUGCAAAAGAGCCCGCCGAUGCUGAAGCUGCUCAUGUCCAAACAGAAACUACUGGAAAAGGCGCCGAGGUCAUCUUUCCAGAGGGGAACAAGGGUCCAAAGCCUAAGCCGACGACACAGUCCCGCCCAAGCCCAGAGCCAGAUUUUCUAGAGUUCCUGGAAGGGGCCUCUUGGCCUGAAGAUUUCAAAAGGAGAGUAGCCAGGCUAGGGAAGGGGGAGAGAGAAGCCGUGCAACGGGUCAUCAAUGCUAGACGCGCUGAUGCCGAAGUAGUCGCUUCUUUAAAAAGGCUAGAGGGUGUGGAUGAAGACGACGUUGUGAACGGAGAAAAUGCGGAGGAUCGCGGCCCCGUCGAGCUUGGCGAUGCUCUUGGCUUUCUGGACAAGGUCGGGAAUCGCUUUCGGGACAAGCCAGAGGCUUACGAGGAGUUUAUUGAGAUUCUCCAGACCUAUAAACGCGAACGGACACCUAUUCAGGACACUUACGCUCAAAUUAGCGUACUCUUUGAGUCCGCUCCUGAUCUCUUGGAAGACUUCAAACAGUUUCUGCCAAAGUCCGCCCCCAGGACGAAGCCCCACAGCCAGAUGAAGCAGGAUGUCCGACCAAAGAAUGAGGAUAUGCUAUGUCAAAACGUUCUCAUCUACGGUCACUGCCGAGACAAAGAUCAAGGCUGUAAAUUCAACCACGGUGAUGGCCCUGGCUCUGUUAGUCGAACAACUCGACCGCCGGGUGCGCCGUCGAUGGGUUCCACGUCUCUGGAGGAGAAAGACGAUCACCACAAUCGCAAGAAGAAACGGGAAUCGGGUGUCUACAUCAAUGGUGAAAAGGUGAUGGAUCUGGACCACCGGAAACGCCCACUCACAAAACGCCAGUCUCCAUCAUCUUCCCCUGGAAAGGCACCAGGUGGCUCCUCAUCCAGCCAAAUACCCCCGAGGCCAGGUUCGACUAUUGACAACCAAGGGUCUGCAGCCUCAGCGCCUCAGGCCCGGUAUGCAAAUGUCCCCGUGACCUUCCAUCAACCGGUAAGCGAUGGUAGCUACUACCCGUAUACCAUUGCUGAAAGUGAUCCUUUGUAUGGUAACUAUCAGUCGUAUCCCAUUCCUCAAAGUGAUCCCUUUAAACCGCCGCCGCCCCCUUCAUACCUUUACCCCGAUGAUGCCUUCGAGGCCGACGUUGAAGAUGAUAUCCCACGCCCUAAAAACCCUCUGCGGAAGACUCGUACCUCAGGUAUCUACGUCAACGGGAAGAAGGUGCGAGAUUCGAAUCGCGGAAACUCACCAGUGGGAUCUCGCCGUGAGCGUGUUGUCAUAGUCGACAACCCGCUCACUCCCUACACUACACCCAACGCCUUGCCCUAUACCCCAAUAGGUCCUCUGCCAGUGAUAGUUGACGAGCGACCUCGCCCUCGCGUCGAGAUCGAAAUUAUUGACGAUUCCCGACCGAGACGCCACCGACAUGCCUCUGAUGUGCCCAGCUCUACCCGCAGCUUGAAGGAGGAGUCGACUCAUCCCCGGCAUGCAUCCGAUGUCCCUCGCUCUGCCCGUAGCUUGAAUGACGACUACGAAGAGCAAGAGAAGCGACGGCAAAGACGCCGGGAAAGGAGGCAACAGGAAGAGGCAGACGAACGACUUCGGGUUCGCAUUAACAAGGCGAAUGCUGAGAUCAGCGGUCAUCCACCAGUUCCUCCUGAGCCCCAACGCUCUUCUCCUUACCGGCGGCCCCCUGUCGAGAUCCUCGAUCCUGAGGCAGAUACUGCCAGAGCCGUACGAUGGGAUGAGCUUGAGCAGGAGCGUCGCGAUGAAGAGGCCCGCUGGCGGGCGCUGAAAAAAGAGGGAAAGGAAAUGGAGCCCUCAGCCGGGGUUUUUGAUCACGAGGCAGAGCUUGUUGAGGCCGUACGGCGACUAAAAGCUGAGCAAGAGCGCUACGAAGAGGAGGCUCACCGGUUACCUCAGAAGGAAGAUGGAAAGGGGAAGGAAAAGGAGGGGGAGGAAAAGCGGCCCGCAGUCGAGCUCCCCAAUCGUGAAGCAGAGCUUAUCGAGGCCGUGCGGCGUCUAGACAUUGAGCGGGAGCGCCGCAAAGAGAAGGCUCGAAAGGAGGAGAUGGAGGAAGAGGAAAUCCAGCAAAGGCGUCUGAUGGAGCGCAUGAAACCGAGGGAACGCUCUUCUGUCGGCUCUGGUAGUCGGCGGAAUCGGGUACUCUAUGACGAGGGUAGCUACCGAUGGGAAUAG
Messenger RNA from Fusarium falciforme, 4389 nucleotides. RefSeq names its product C3H1-type domain-containing protein. Bases 1 to 4389 code for a protein of 1462 amino acids. NCBI's taxonomy places the organism in Eukaryota, Fungi, Ascomycota, Sordariomycetes, Hypocreales, Nectriaceae. The record is from RefSeq and is a predicted model, not a curated record. Gene Ontology annotation, biological process: regulation of DNA-templated transcription. The transcript is spliced from 4 exons.